Messenger RNA from Spodoptera litura, 1236 nucleotides. Lineage: Eukaryota; Metazoa; Arthropoda; Insecta; Lepidoptera; Noctuidae. The record is from RefSeq and is a predicted model, not a curated record.
GUCAGACAAAAAAGAAAAGAACAGCCGGGUGGCCGCCAAAUUUCUGUUUGUAAACUUUGUUUCAAGUUACAACAAGUUUAUUAAUGUUUUUUGACCCUAUCUGAUAAGACUUCUUACUUUGACUUCCUACUACUUCUGUGAUAGUGUGAUAGCAGUAAUCUUCGAAUCUUGAAUCGAAGUUAAAAUAAACAUAAAAUGCCAAGAGUAAAAAUAGAUUACAUCGUCAGUUUCAGUAGUGAAGAUCCUGAGCACCCGGCUAGCAACCUGCUGAACUUGGAAGUGAGUAAGAAGAAGUGGCUGUGUGCCAAGGGCGAGACAACAUGUUCCGUUGUGCUGCAGCUACCAAGAGCUGUGAAGAUAUCCAGUUUAAACAUAGGAGCCUACCAUGCAGCUUUAGUGGAAGUAUUAGUAGGAAGAUCCGAAUCAACAAAUGAACAAUAUCAGUGGCAGGUGCUGGUGCCGAGCUGCGUGUUCGCGACGCGCGAGGAGUCGCGGCGCGGCGCCGAGGUGGCGCGCGUGCGCUCGUUCUCGGGCGCGCAGCUGGCGCCGGACGCGCGCGCCGGCCGCUGGGACCGCCUGCGGCUCGUCUGCUCGCAGCCGCACGACCGGCGCCAGUUUGGCCUGUCUUUCGUGCAUAUAGACGAGGCUGAGAGCAGCACCCCUGCCGGCGUGCCUCAACGACUACUGGCACUAGACACCUUUUCUUCAGAUGAGGAUGAUUUCAAGCCAGGCGAGCUGUUUGCUAAACACCUUCAGAAGACAAACGCUGAGGACAUCACACCUCCCAGUAAUACUGGUGCUCAAAUAAGGCAAGCAACAUCACAAGCUCUCAAAAAUAUAUCUGACUCUUCAACAAAACUUAUAAAGAAUCCAAUUGUUAAACCGAGUGGUAGCUGCAAUGACAACAAAGCUACUGCAUCGCGGCGACCGGACGUGCAGGUCCGCCAGCCUGGGCCCCGACCGGACGUGCAGGUCCGCCAGCCUGGGCCCCGACCGGACGUGCAGGUCCGCCAGCCUGGGCCCCCCCGACCGGACGAAGGGGCCCCUCCCCGCCAAACUGCACAGACAAUUGCACCCGCAGAGACAAGUAGCUCAGCGAAACGAAACCUAGACAGCGCGAAGUCAUCAACAGACCAGAACAGACAGUUAGAAACAAAGAAACGAGUGCGCUCCGAGAAUCGGGAGCGACCAUCUGUACCGACAGAGUGCUUGCUGCGCGGCGCCACGCUGGUGCUG